CUCCGGACACGCCCCUUCCGCCGUCGAGUUCCGCUGCUUCCGCUCCACUGGAUCCGUCCCCGGAGCGCAGCGAGUACCCAUGGCUCCCGGGGGUGUCCGGCGGGUCCGGAGUGCCCGGCGCCGAGUGCGGGGCGCGCCACCGGCCGGGGAGCGGGCCCGCUCGGCCGAGGACUGGUGGUGGGACCGGCUGGCGCCGAGCGGCUCCGGGUUCCACCUGCUGCAGGCCGACAGCAUGCUGCUCGUGCUGCCCGGCGCGGGGCCCGCUCGCGCUCGCGUACACCGCCGCGCCGCCCGCCGCGCCCAGCCGCUGCCGCCCCCCGGGGCCCGCGCCGCGGGGGCCAAGGCCAGGCACAGACCCGCACCCACAACCGCGCCCGCGCCGCCGCAAGGGCCCGACCCCGGCUGGGGCGACCGCAUCCCUUUGGAAAUCCUGCUGCAGAUUUUCGGGCUGCUGGUGGCGGCCGACGGGCCCAUGCCCUUCCUCGGCAGGGCCGCACGCGUGUGCCGCCGCUGGCACGAGGCCGCCUCCCAGCCCGCUCUCUGGCACACCGUGACCCUGUCGCCCCCGCUGGCUGGCCGAUCCACCAAAGGCGGCGCCAAGGCCGAGAAGAAGCUCCUUGCUUCCCUGGAGUGGCUUAUGCCCAAUCGGUUCUCGCAGCUCCAGAGGCUGACCCUCAUCCACUGGAAGUCCCAGGUACAUCCCGUGUUGAAGCUGGUCAGUGAAUCCUGUCCUCGGCUCACCUUCCUCAAGCUUUCCGAUUGCCACGGUGUGACCUCUGACACUCUGGUCAUGCUGGCCAGAGCCUGCCCCCAGCUCCACAGCCUGGACAUUCAGCACUCCAUGGUGGAGUCCACGGCUGUGGUGAACUUCUUGGAGGAGGUGGGGCCUCGAAUGCGCAAGCUGUGGCUGACCUACGGCUCCCAGACCACUGCCAUCUUGGGUGCCCUGCUGGGCAGCUGCUGCCCCCAGCUCCAGCUCCUGGAGGUGAGCACAGGCAUUCACCGGAACAACACUCCCCUCCAGCUGCCCGUGGAGGCCCUGCAGAGAGGCUGCCCCCAGCUGCAGGUGCUGCGGCUGCUGAACCUGAUAUGGCUGCCCAAACCUGCGGGGCGAGCGGCGACUCCUGGCCCAGGCUUCCCCCGCCUCGAGGAGCUCUGCCUCGCCGGCUCCACCUGCAGCUUUGUGAGCAACGAGGCUCUGAGCCGCCUGCUCCGAGGUUCCCCUGGCCUGCGCCUGCUGGACCUUCGAGGGUGCGCCCGGGUCACACCCGUCGGCCUGCAUGACCUGCCGUGUCAGGAGCUGGAGCAGCUGUACCUGGGCCUGUAUGGCAUGUCAGACCGGCUGACUCUCGCCAAGGAGGGCAGCCCCCUGUUGACCCAUAAGUGGUGCCACACUCUGCGGGAGCUGGACUUGAGUGGCCAGGGCUUCAGUGAGAAGGACUUGGAGCAGGCCCUAGCCGCCUUCUCAGGCACCCCCGGGGGCUCACCCCCAGCCCUGUGCUCCCUUAACCUCAGGGGCACCCGGGUCACACCAAGCACAGUCAGCUCUGUGAUCAGCAGCUGCCCAGGCCUGCUGUACCUCAACCUGGAGUCCUGCCGCUGUCUUCCCCGGGGCCUGAAGCGGGCCUACCGCGGCCCAGAGGAGGUCCAGUGGUGCCUGGAGCAGCUGCUCACCUGCCCCCCCUCCCCCAGCUAGGCCGCCUGGCCCUGCACCCUUUUCCAGUUUUGGAUGUUGGAGCAUUUUGUUACAAUAAACAUUUUAAGAACUG
Messenger RNA from Eptesicus fuscus (big brown bat), 1769 nucleotides. RefSeq names its product F-box and leucine rich repeat protein 6 (gene FBXL6). The record is from RefSeq and is a predicted model, not a curated record. The transcript is spliced from 9 exons. Gene Ontology annotation, biological process: SCF-dependent proteasomal ubiquitin-dependent protein catabolic process. NCBI's taxonomy places the organism in Eukaryota, Metazoa, Chordata, Mammalia, Chiroptera, Vespertilionidae. Bases 80 to 1696 code for a protein of 538 amino acids. Gene Ontology annotation, cellular component: SCF ubiquitin ligase complex. Gene Ontology annotation, molecular function: protein binding.